This is a messenger RNA of Insectozyma verbasci, 414 nucleotides long. NCBI's taxonomy places the organism in Eukaryota, Fungi, Ascomycota, Pichiomycetes, Serinales, Debaryomycetaceae. The record is from the annotation of a GenBank genome assembly.
AUGUUAAGAUUUUCAAGAAAUUUUGCUUCUUCAUCAAUUAAAUCUAAUUUUGCUAAGGCUCAAUUGGUUGGUAGAGUUGGUAAUUUUGAAUUUAAAGAAAGUGUAAAUGGUGUACCUUAUGCUACUUAUUCAUUAGCAGUUUCAAAAGGUCCAAAAGAUCAACAAACUACUAAUUGGUUUAAAUUAUCUGUAUUUGAUAAGAAUCAAUUAGAAAGAUUAGAAAAAACUUUAAGAGUUGGUAAUUUAUUAUAUGUUGAAGCAAAUUUACAAAAUCAAAAAUUUGAAGAUCCAGAAACUCAAAAAACUUCAAUUAGAACUAAUUUUGUUCAAAGAAAUUUUGAGGUUAUUAGUUGGGGUAAAAAACAAGAAGGUGGUGAAGGAGAAGUUGAAGUUGAAGUUGAAGAAUCUAAUUAA